AUGUCAACCGGACGCACAUGUGAGGGGUACGGUAUCUGGGGUGGAGGAGGAGCUGGCGGGAAGCCCGGGUUUGCAUGUAGCACGAUAAAUCCUCGCUCACGCCUACCUCCUCUGCCAGGAAACGGCAAGCCCGGUUAUGGAUCUAUCAUUGGCCCCCUAUACUCACCGGCAUGCCAUUAUCCCGUCCUCCUCGAUGCAGGUGAUAAAGCUCGGUUCGAGUGGUUCAGGCAUCGCUCCGCCCCCAAGUUGCCGGGCACAUUUGUCACCGGAUUUUGGACGAAACUGGUCUUCCAGGCGGCCUCGACUGAGCCCUCUGUUCUCCAUGCUGUCCUUGCACUGGGCACAGUGCACCGAACACCCACCCUGAGCGACAACACCGCAUCCUCGCAAGAGGUCAUCACUCUGCGGCACUAUACCAAGGCCAUCCGCCACCUUCAGUACCACCUUAACGCCACGGGGAGAGCCUCUCUUCAUGUUUCGCUGAUAGGAUGCGUCAUCUUCAUCUGUUUAGAGCUCCUUCGUGGUCAUUUUGAGACUGCACACCGCCACAUGGAUAAUGGACUGAAGGUCCUGGCCGAAGCUCAAGAGUCGCUAUCAGCAGUGCCUGCCGUACAUCAACCUCGAGCCAAGAUGCUGGAUGGUUGGAUUGCCGAAAUGUUUACGAGGCUGAGAUUGCAGUUCAGGCUAUUCCACCAAGGCCGUCCACGACUCUGCUUUGAUUUUCCGGUGAGCCUACGCGGGCCGCUACCCAGCACUCGCUUUCACUCAAUCAACGAGGCCUGGCAAUAUCUGGGACAGCUUCUCGAUCGGGCCAUUGAGAUUUCGAAUCAGGCCCGGGCGGAGCACGACGCCGGAAGUGCGCUUUUGAUCAGCACUGAUGCCUUGAAAGAGCGCCAGGAACGCAACCGCGCCGACCUAUCACAAUGGCUCAAGAUGUACAAUCUCUCGCUGGAUAUUAUCCGAACGGAAACUCCAAGAGGUGAUCAGCGAACCAAAUUAUAUUUGCUCAUCCUUCAAUACUACGCCAUGGCAGAAAUCAUGACCGCUACCUGCAUAUCUCCCUACGACGAGUUAGCGUACGAUCUGCAAACAACCAAGUUCCUCACUCUCUUACAAAAUGGCAUAACUUUGUUGAAAACAGCACCGGAAUUGAAUGAAAAGCAGGUCUCGAUGGGUAACUUCGUCCUCAGACACUUAUCCAUCAUUGACAUGGGUUGGAUUGCUCCUCUCUUUUAUACCGCUACCAAAUGCCGCGUACACCAGAUCCGAACCCAAGCGAUGCGCCUUCUUUCAACCUCGGAACAUCAGGAAGGUAUCUGGGACUCUAAGCUGUCCGUUUGCGUGGUUCGCAAGGUGAUCGAGCUAGAGGAGAGAGAUUUUUACGAAGGGUUACUGGGCGACCUAGACAAUUUUCCGCUCUUACAAUGUCCGCAAGAACAGGAUUUAGUGUUUCCGACUAUACCUGAAAGCUACAGGAUUCAUGGAAUUGGGAUGGACUUGCUCGGAGAGCCUUUGGACAGGGUGAAGUUGACCUGUAGCCAGAAACAGGAUGGUGUGGAUCGAAUUGUGUUCGAAGGGGAAUAUAUCUUAGCUUCACAGGAAUGGGGAUCGGUUGGGACAUAUUCGCUUGAUUGA
Molecule: messenger RNA, 1635 nt
Organism: Clonostachys rhizophaga
Lineage: Eukaryota; Fungi; Ascomycota; Sordariomycetes; Hypocreales; Bionectriaceae
Source: the annotation of a GenBank genome assembly